Molecule: messenger RNA, 1453 nt
Organism: Paramecium tetraurelia
Lineage: Eukaryota; Ciliophora; Oligohymenophorea; Peniculida; Parameciidae
Exons: 6
Biological process (GO): hydrogen sulfide metabolic process; glutathione metabolic process
Molecular function (GO): sulfur dioxygenase activity
Source: RefSeq, a predicted model, not a curated record
AUGAAUGCUUGUAAUGCCACACCAGCUUACGUUAAUGCUCAAAAAGCCUAACUAGUCGGAGAGAACUUCUACAUAUAAUAAUUCUAAGUCAGUUGUUUGGGUUAAUUUUCCUAUUACAUUGAAUCCAAUAACGAAGCUGCAGUAAUUGACCCCAUGAGAGACUAUGAAGAAUACAUCAAAUUUUCUGAAUCAAGAAAUUCUCUGAUCAAAUAUGUGAUAUUAACACACAUACAUGCUGAUUUUGUGGCAGGACACGUAGAUUUAGCUAAAAUCACAGGAGCUCAAAUUGUCUUAGCAAGAAUUGCAUAAGAUGAAUAAUUGUUGCCUCUCGGAAACGCAUUUCUUAGAGUCUUACAUACACCUGGCCAUACUUUAGAGUCCAGCUGCUUCGUGUUCGUAGUUGAUGGGAAGGACCAUGCCGUUUUCAGUGGAGAUUCACUCUUCCUUGAAGAAGUCGGCAGACCUGAUCUCGCAUCUAAAUCUUCAGGUUUGACCACUCAUCAACUUGCUUCACUUCUUUAUCAUUCCUUGAGAAACAAAAUCAUGAAACUUAAUGAUGAUGUCAUUCUCUAUCCUGGACAUGGAGCAGGUUCUGCUUGUGGUAAAGCUAUUGGAGCAGGUACUGUCAGUACAAUUGGUGAAUAGAAACUCAAAAAUUGGGCAUUGUAGGAUAUUACUGAAGAAGAUUUCGUUAAGGCAUCAACAGAUAUACCAAAUCCUCCUUAAUAUUUCUUUCAUGAUGUGCAAAUUAAUCGUCAAGGUGCUAGUGACCUACAAACCAUUAAAUAAAAAGUUACAAAAGCCUUGAAUUAUUAAGAGUUUACUCAAGUUGCUGCUGAUGGUGCUUUAAUAUUAGACUCCAGAGAUAUCGUUAGCAAAGGAAUCAUCAAAGGCUCCAUCAAUAUUACCUAAGUAGCUACUCUUGCUUCUUUUGUUGGCAUUCUCUUCAAGCCAGAUCAAAAAAUGGUCAUAGUUUCAGAUGAAGGCAAAGAAGAACAAACCAUCAUUAGAUUGCUUAGAAUCGGAUAUGAAAAUAUUCUUGGAUACUUGGAGGGAGGAUUUGACAAUUAUGUGAGAAAUGGAGGAGAAGUCCAAUAAUUAAAUAUUGUUGAUUUGAAAGAUUUCUUAGAUACUCAUGAUUAACCUGAAAAUCACGUGUUCAUCGAUUGCAGAAACCCUUUUGAAUUCAAAACUACAGGAAUCGUUCCAGGAUCUUUGAUGAUCCCUCUAUUCUAAAUAGAGAAUUAACUUGAUUUGAUUCCAAAAGACAAGACAUUACACAUCUAUUGUCGUUCAGGAGCCAGAGCUAAAACUGCUGCUACCAUAUUAUUAAGACAUGGUUAUUCAGACUUUGUUCUGAUUUAGAAUGCUGGACUUGAACAUAUUGUCAAGGAACAUAAAAUUCAAGCUCAAAAAGUGGAUUGAUUUUCUAUUAUACAUAACAAAUUAAUUU